UAUUUUGCACGUGGAGGAGGAGUGAACAUCGAGUAGCACUGACCAACAUGUCUGGGUGUAGCGUGGAAGAGCUGCUAGCGAAAGCUGAGAAAGAAGAGGCAGAAAAACUGAAAAGUAUUACCGUCCACAAAGAGCUGGACCUGGAGUUUGACAUCGGCAACCUGCUGGCGUGUGAUAAAAACCGGAUCGAUUCCAGGGACUUAAGGGGACAGAAGAAAGAUGCCUUCCUGAGGUCUUUAGCUCGUGAUAACACACAGCUUCUCAUCAACGAGAUCUGGAAACAGCCCACGGAGAGGGUCGAGGAGGCGAUAUUGGUCAAGUUACCCGACCCGACGACCCUGCUGUGCAGAGAGAAGCCGAUUCCGAAGCCCAGACCUCCGACAAAAUGGGAGCAGUUCGCCAAACUGAAGGGAAUACAGAAGAAGAAAAAGACCAAUUUGGUUUGGGAUGAAACUGCUAAGGAGUGGAGGAGGCGUUGGGGAUACAAGCGGGCCAAAGACGACACCAAAGAGUGGCUGAUUGAGGUCCCGGAGACCGCAGACCCAAAUGAGGACCAGUUCACCAAACGCGUCAAAGCCAAGAAGGAGAGGGUGGCCAAGAACGAGCUGAACAGGCUGAAGAACAUUGCUAGGGCACAGAAAGUCAAAACCCCAGGUGUGGGGCUGACUCCCAAAUCCCAGCAGUCCAAGGACGAGCUGGCCAGGGCGGUGAGUGUGGCCAGAACCUCCACAGCAUCCGCGGGCAGGUUCCAGGACCAGCUGCCUAAAGAGAAACCACCAAAGAACACAGGCAAGAAGAGGAAGUUUGAGCCUCUCAUCGGCGACUUUUCGCGGGAGAAGCAGAAUCAUCUGGAGCUUCUGAAGAUCAUGGACAGCAAGAAGCCCAAGCUGGACAUCACCAGGGCUGUGAAUAAACAGAUGAGAGAGGAGGACAGGGAGGAGGCCGCAGCUAAGAACAAGAAGGGAGCAGGGAGGAAAGGACGCAAAGGCAAUGGAAAGGGCAAAGGGAGGGGUGGUAAGGGAAAAGCAGGUAAAGCUGGAGGAGGGAAGAAGAGGCCCAAAACUGGGAAGCGCUGACACUGUCUGUGUCUUGGUAUCAAAGCAUUGGACUGGACAUUCAUGAAGCAUGAAACGAAAUGUUUGAUUCACCUGUAAAGAUGUGCGAUGCUGUG
This is a messenger RNA of Monopterus albus (swamp eel), 1171 nucleotides long. RefSeq names its product ribosome biogenesis regulator 1 homolog (gene rrs1). Gene Ontology annotation, cellular component: preribosome, large subunit precursor; nucleus; nucleolus. Gene Ontology annotation, molecular function: protein binding. The record is from RefSeq and is a predicted model, not a curated record. NCBI's taxonomy places the organism in Eukaryota, Metazoa, Chordata, Actinopteri, Synbranchiformes, Synbranchidae. Gene Ontology annotation, biological process: endonucleolytic cleavage in ITS1 to separate SSU-rRNA from 5.8S rRNA and LSU-rRNA from tricistronic rRNA transcript (SSU-rRNA, 5.8S rRNA, LSU-rRNA); ribosome biogenesis; ribosomal large subunit biogenesis.